GGAAACAGGAAGUGAGUUUGAAAAGUGCUCAACAGCUGUGUCUCCAUUAUUGUCUCCUGACACGAAGAGAAAGUACUUAGGAAAAAAGUGGCCAGAAAGUUAACAGCUAAGGCAUCUGCUGUGUCAUUUGUCAUUUGUUGUUUUGGGUGCAACAUAUUCUCGAGGUAUUUACAGUCUCAGGAUAUUUCUAAUAGUACUCUAGUAAAAUGGCCUGUGAAGCUAAUGCGAAUGAUGAACAAAUUACAGAAGCUAUCAUGAUGAGUGUUGUGAAGGAUGAGCUGAAGGAAGUGCCUACAGAGCAAGUGCCCACUCUUCCUGAGCCAAAGCAUUUCAAUGCCAAAGACCAGAACCUCACAUCCCAGCUGGCUCAAACCAUUAAAAUCAUUGGGGAUGAUCUUGUGAAGCAUAAACCACUGAAUGACACAAUAGAUGGAUUUGCAAAAAAAAUCCUUAACAACCCACAAGAACAAGGCGCCUACCAGAAGCUGGUGACACAGUUGUUUGCUGAUGGAAAUAUCAACUGGGGAAGGAUUGUUGUGUUAUUCUACACAGUAGGAAAGCUGGCCAAAAAGAUGUUGUUGGCUCACUUGCCUGAAACAGUCACAGAAAUGAUCUCCUGGACUCUCAAUUACUUUAAGAAGAACAUACUAGGCUGGGUCCUCAAGAUGGGGGGAUGGAUAUGUAGCAUUGCUUCAAUUGCAUGUUUCCGGAUCGAGAGUGUACCAGCUCUAAACUCACCAGAGCACUCCUCUGCAUCUGCUAUUGGCGUUACCUGUUUCGUCGGUGGAAUUGUGUUGGGUGGCUGCAUCGUACUCUGGCUAACAGGCAGAACAAGGCACUGACAGGAGGGAAUAGGGAGGAGAAGAUGGUGAGCAGGAGGUUGCAUCAAUGAAAAAUCUAUUUUUGAGUGGAAAUUUAAGUACGGAAAUGAAGGAUUGCACCAGUAAUCCUAAAGUAGUUACAGCUACAGGUGCCUAGCUUGGUUACAGGGUCAAAAUCACAAAAGUGCCAUAUAGAAAUAAAAUGCAGAAUAUCUUUCAGGUAACUUGGAAACUACCUCGUGCCCCAAGCUAGUCUUUUAUGUAAUCAUCACAUGUCUUGUUGUUCCUUUUUUUGUUUCCAGAAUUUAAUUGUUAACAAUUUAGCUUAUAAAGGACAUUAUGAAUUUAAUGACUAUGGUUCAAUUCUAUUUUAUUCCUGUUUGGGUUUUGUACAAAAUAUUUAAGCCAUCACCUGAAUAACCUGAUUUCUUAAAUUUAGAACACAUGAUGUUGCAUAUUUGUAUAUGUUUUAUAUGACACAUUUCUUAUCCCGAUGUAAACUUGUAGUGUGCUCAUUUCUUCCGUUGUUUGUAAUUCAUUUGAAUUAUACGUACAUUGGUGAUUCAAAGUGCUUUACAAAUUAGCAGAUAAAUGUAUUUAUGUAGAUGUAUUUAUACACUUUUUUUGACACUAGCUCGCAAUUGUAAGGGAGACAUUACAAUCUUGAAAUGAUGAAUCAUGAAAUGCUCUCUACAUAAAAGCCCUUUGAUGGUCUCUCUGUCUCCAGUCCACCACCUCACGCCUCUUCUCUGAGACGUACUUACUUACUUACUUACUAGGCUGAGUUCCGUUUAGUUUGGCAAUAUGUAUAUGAAAUGUGUUCAUGCGUGCUAUAGAGCUUGUGGUGUGUUGACAACUUGACAACAAUACUUAGCUUUAAUGUCAGUGAUGUCAGAUGCCUUUACCAGGCUAUCAUAUCAGGGCAGUUCACUGGGCAAGCCCUCUGUGCCAGACAUGCUAGGAGGUACAAAGGGGAACCGGUAAUUUGCUGAGAACAGACAUGUGAUUUAAGUCAAUGUGUGUGUAAUUGGAAGGAAUAACAGGCUCAAAAACAUUGGGGUAUUUGUACUAUAAAAUAAAGAUCUGAACAAACUUCAGCAGAUGAAAACA
Messenger RNA from Clupea harengus (Atlantic herring), 1931 nucleotides. Its product is annotated as apoptosis regulator BAX-like. The transcript is spliced from 7 exons. Gene Ontology annotation, molecular function: channel activity; BH domain binding. Bases 207 to 842 code for a protein of 211 amino acids. Lineage: Eukaryota; Metazoa; Chordata; Actinopteri; Clupeiformes; Clupeidae. Gene Ontology annotation, biological process: intrinsic apoptotic signaling pathway in response to DNA damage; regulation of apoptotic process; mitochondrial fusion. Gene Ontology annotation, cellular component: mitochondrial outer membrane. The record is from RefSeq and is a predicted model, not a curated record.